UAUUACUCAUACAUGUAAUACUACAACGAGUUUACCUACAGGACACAGUUUCAACAACAGUAAUUCAUAAUUAAUAUUAAACGUAUAACUAGCAUAUUAUAUCAUACAACUCAUCGUUUAAAUCACCGGAAUUGUUUUCAGAAGUUAUACUUAUAAAUAUUUUAUUUAAAAAUGGGAAAUAAUAUUUUUUUUAAAAAUACAUUAUUAAAAAUUACAUUAAUCGCCUUAUGCAUUUUAAACGCAUCAUCACAAAUGAUAAAAAAUCUUGGCUUGAACGAAGGUGAUAUAUGUCGUACAGCUCAAAGAUCAAAUGAAGAUUAUGUGUGUACUCAUGCAAGAGAUUGUAAAGCUUUUAAAGAAAGUAUUAUAACUCGUAAUUAUCUUGAUGUAUGUGAGUUCAUUGGUUUAGAGCCGAUAGUUUGUUGUCCGGCUAAUAAACAGUUAAUUGAAAUAUCUACAGAAACUAAUAAUGGAAAUUCAAUAUCUGCUGAUGAAAAAUGCAAUCAAUAUUUUCAAUUGAUACCAAAUAAGUUUGGAAUUACAGCUGUUGGUGGUACACCAGUUAAAGCAAAAGAAUUUCCACACAUGGCGUUAAUAGGAUAUGGUGACACCACAAAAGAUGGAGAUGAUUGGAGAUGCGGAGGUUCGCUGAUUAGCGAAAGAUGGAUAUUGACAGCAGCACAUUGUCAGAAAUUUGGUUCUUCGAUUAUGGCUCGAUGGGUCCGACUCGGAGUUAUAGACAGAGUCGUUAAAGAAGACAGUGUAGUUCAACCUAGGGACUAUCGAAUAGUGCAGCAUGUUAUACAUCCCGGUUAUAAACCACCUUCGCUUUACAACGAUAUAGCUUUGUUCCGGUUGGAAAGGGAUGUAGAAUUUUCUGAUGCAGUGCGACCAAUUUGUCUUAACUCGGAUCCGUCUAAUACACCUUUAAAACAGAUAUUAACUGGUUGGGGUAGAAUUUCAACAGCUGGGUCAGUAAGUGACAAUUUGUUAAAAGUAGAAUUGGAUAUUUACCCAAUAAAGCAGUGUAACGAAAGUUAUUAUUCAAAUAAUGAUAAAAAAUUAGAAUUUGGCAUAUUACCUGAUAGUAUGAUAUGUGCUGGUUCUUUUGAUGGUGAAAAAGACAGUUGUUCGGGUGAUUCAGGAGGUCCACUUCAAUUAGAACAUGAAUUCUAUAAGAAUAUGUAUACUCAAUACGGGAUUACAUCGUUUGGGAAAUUUUGUGCUGACAAGGAUACUCCUGGAGUUUAUACUAAAGUAGCUAAUUAUAUUACAUGGAUCGAAAAAAUAGCAUUUUUAAAUAUUAAAUUUGUAGGUUUUCCCCAGACGGUUACGGAUCUGAGAAUCCGUACACGAGUUAUACAAGUAUCACGAGAUGUCGAGAUUUGCGACCUGUGCACGCGGGCGAUGUACACACACUGUAGUCGAUUCAUUACGGCUAUAAAAAAUAUUCAAGGUGAUAUAUGUCGAAAAGGCCAAAGACCAGAACAAGAUUAUGUGUGCACGGAUGCAAGGAAUUGUAAAGCUUUACAAGAAAGUAUUAAUACUCGUAAAUAUCUUGAUAUUUGUAAAUUCAAUGGCUUACAACCGAUAGUUUGCUGUCCGAUAAUGGCUAACGAACCGUUAAUUGAAAUACCAGAAAAUAAUAAAAACAAUGCAAUAUCUGUCGAUAAAAAAUGUAAUGAAUAUUUCAAAUUAGCGAACACAGUACAAUCUGAAACUCCGUUGAAUACUCGAUCAGAGAAUGGUCCGUAUUUAGCUGUGGGCGGUAUACCAACUAGCAUAAAACAGUUUCCACACAUGGCGCUAAUAGGAUUUGGUGAAACCACAGAAAAUGGAGAGGAUUGGAGAUGUGGGGGCUCGCUGAUUAGUGAAAGGUGGAUAUUGACUGCAGCACACUGUCAACAAACAAAUGUUGGGAGUAUGGCUCGUUGGGCUCGCCUCGGAGUUUCGGAAAGAGUCGUUGAUGAAAGCAACUUAGAUAAACCUAAAGACUAUCAAAUAGUACAGCAUGUAAUACAUCCCGGUUAUAAACCACCUUCGCUAUACAACGAUAUAGCUCUAUUCCGUUUGGAAAGGGAUGUAGAAUUUUCUGAUGCAGUGCGACCGAUUUGUCUUAACUCAAAUCCGAAUUUAACACCAUUAAAACAGAUACUUACUGGUUGGGGACGAAUCUCAACGGCUGGACCUCUUAGUGAUAAUUUGUUGAAAGUGGAUUUAGAUAUUUUCUCGACAAAACAGUGUAAUGAAAGCUAUUUUUCAAAUAAUAAUCCAAAAUUACAAUUUGGCAUAUUGCCUGAUAGCAUGAUAUGUGCUGGUUCGUUUGAUGGUGAAAAAGACAGUUGUUCGGGUGAUUCCGGAGGCCCACUUCAAUUAGAACAUGACAAUUACACCGGAAUGUAUACACAAUACGGAAUUACAUCUUUUGGGAAAUUUUGUGGUGACAAGGAUACACCUGGAAUUUAUACUAGAGUAUCCAAAUACAUAGCUUGGAUCGAAAAAAUAGUUUUUUAAAUAUUCUUUUCAUUAUUUAGAAUGUGGUGGGAUAAACAAGCAAAACUGCUUAUUCGUAUUAUCAUAGUCACAUCAGUUUUACAACAGCAACAAUACAAAAAAAUGUAUUUUAAAAUUAAAUGCUCAUACUUUAAAACUUUAUUAGCUUUAAUAGUAUGUCUAUUAAUUUCUGGACAAAAAGCAGCAAAUAUACUUAAUUUGUACGAAGGUGAAAUAUGUAAAACAGAGAAGAACAACACUAUAAAUUCUGUCUGCAAACAACCAGAAAAUUGUACAUCGUUAGAACAGGACAUCCGACGCCAGAAUUUCCCGCCUAUAUGUUCCUUUAUAAAACAUAAGCCAAUAGUCUGCUGUUCACCCACAGUAACAGUCAACAUAACAAAUAAAAAGCCGCCCUUAAGCACUACCAAUACUUCAUCGUCAUACUCUGCCACUGAAAUGUGUCGCCAGUACUCGGAACUGGUUUAUGAAAAGGUUAACACAUCUUCAUCCAACGCGGGAUCGCCAGUGAAAAUUCUUGACUGUCACAAUGUAUUAACAUUGAUCGUUGGAGGCUCCAAAGCCGAGCCGAAAGAAUUUCCGCAUAUGGCACUGUUAGGUUAUGGGUCCAACAAGAAUGAACAAAGAGCAUGGGCUUGCGGAGGUUCGUUGAUAAGCAACAGGUGGAUCCUGAGCGCGGCACAUUGUAACAAAAAUUCUGAACGUUUGGUGAACUGGGCACGCCUGGGCGAAUUAAACAUCUAUUCAGAUAACAGUCCGGUUGACUACGAAAUCGUGGAGCGUGUGAUGCAUCCUAAGUACAAUCCGACUUACGUGUACAAUGACAUAGCGCUGUUCCGUUUGAGGGAAGAAGUUAAGUUUUCAGCGUACAUACGACCCGUGUGCCUAAACACAGUCCAAAAGUUUCGCUUCAAUAUAGCCACGGCUAUCGGCUGGGGUCGGACUUCGAACGAUGGGCCGAUUAGUUACGACUUGUUAAAAGUGGAUCUAGCUCCAAUAUCAAUUGGCUAUUGUAAGUAUAGUUAUCCUCCAAGUUCCAACCCGAGAAUAAACUUCGGAAUAAUCGAAGACAGCAUGAUAUGCGCUGGCGACAUUAGAGAUGGAAUCGACACAUGUACGGGCGAUUCUGGAGGUCCAUUGCUAGUCAAACACUCCAACUACCCGUGUAUGCAUACUCAAAUCGGCAUAACGUCGUUCGGGAAAUAUUGUGGCAAUAAGGACACACCGGGCAUCUACACCAGAGUGUCCUAUUAUAUUCCAUGGAUCGAAAAGAUCGUUUGGCCAAAAAGUUAAAUGAAAAUGAAACUCACCAGACGAUUUUUUAAAUAAAAAGGCAGAAAUGAUGUCUGAUAUAUUGUAGUGCGUAAGCAUGUUGUUAAUUAAGUCCAUUGUGGGAUACUUAAUUAAACGUAUGCACUCAAUAAUUAUGCCCUUAUAAUCUUAAUAAUGCUAAUUUUUAUACUUAGAUUAAAUUAAAAAUAUAUUAUUACUUAUUA
Molecule: messenger RNA, 4010 nt
Organism: Rhopalosiphum maidis (corn leaf aphid)
Lineage: Eukaryota; Metazoa; Arthropoda; Insecta; Hemiptera; Aphididae
Exons: 21
Biological process (GO): proteolysis
Molecular function (GO): serine-type endopeptidase activity
Source: RefSeq, a predicted model, not a curated record